Molecule: messenger RNA, 591 nt
Organism: Fragaria vesca subsp. vesca
Lineage: Eukaryota; Viridiplantae; Streptophyta; Magnoliopsida; Rosales; Rosaceae
Product: mitochondrial pyruvate carrier 2-like
Exons: 5
Coding region: 31-357 (108 amino acids)
Biological process (GO): pyruvate import into mitochondria
Cellular component (GO): mitochondrial inner membrane
Source: RefSeq, a predicted model, not a curated record
AGGGAGAGAGAGUUGCAGAGAGAGAGAUUCAUGGCGACUUCAAAGCUCCAAGCGCUGUGGAACCACCCCGCCGGCCCUAAAACCAUUCAUUUUUGGGCACCAACUUUUAAAUGGGGCAUCAGCAUAGCUAAUAUUGCUGACUUCGCUAAACCACCUGAGAAUCUUUCAUAUCCUCAGCAAAUAGCUGUUGCAUGCACUGGAAUUGUAUGGUCACGCUACAGCACUGUCAUCACUCCAAAGAACUGGAAUCUUUUUAGUGUCAACGUAGCAAUGGCAGGGACAGGCCUCUACCAACUCUCACGGAAAAUACGGCAUGACUAUUUCUCUGAGGCAGAACCAGCUGUUGCAGAACAAUGAUGACGAAAAUUGUUUGAACCACAUCUCGUCAUGGGUGCAAGGAUUAUGUUGCCUCUUUCCCUUGUUUUGAUUUUAAUUUUCUUACAUGAGAUUCCCUUGUUUGGAGGGUCUUGGAUAGGAAAGUUUGAUGUAGCGCGGGUUUUAUGUAUUUAUCUUUUGAUUGUGAUCAUGCCUGCUCGCUGCCUAACGGAUUUGGAACAGUUCAACAGGCAAAAGUUCAUGAUUGACAAAUAA